UGGGGCAAAUUAUAACUUAAAGAGACUUAUGAUUAACUGCCUUUAUAUUUUCUUUCUAGACCUCCUCCGGGAAUGAUGACGUUGCUGCAGCCAGACCACCAACUACACUGGACUCCUGUGAUGCAAAAUCAAAAAGCGUGCCAAUGACUGACUUCACCAAUUCAUCAAGACCUACCGAGAAUGAGGAAAAAGAUCCUGUUGUGAGGCCCAAAACACGUUCUAAAUCAGAAAAUCAGGAAGUGAAAACAGGAAACUGUCCCAAUGAUAAGACAUCAACCAAAUCAGAAAUGUCAAGGUUUACAUCAGACUUUGACUGCAUAGAGAAGAUCGGCAGUGGAUCCUAUGGUCAAGUUUUGAAGGCAAGAGAAAAACUGACUGAGAAGUAUCGUGCAAUAAAGAUUGUACAAUGUGGAAGUGGAGAGAUUGAAGAAGCUCUGCAAGAGGUGAAGACAUUGUCAGACCUCGAUCACCAUAACAUUGUGCAAUACCUCAUCAGUUGGUUUGAGGAUUCAGGAUACAGUCCAGAUGAGAGUGGCAGUUCUACACAGAGUUCUAUCAAUUCAGCGAUCGGGAACCACUACCUAUAUAUUCUGACUGAGUUGUGUGUAAAAUCACUGAGAGUGUGGAUAGACGAGAACAAUGACAAGAAAUCUCUGCUGGACCCCAAGAGAAGAGAAGAGGCUCUUACUAAGUUUCAGCAAACAGUCAAAGGAGUGGAGUACAUUCACUCUAAGAUGCUCAUCCACAGGGACCUGAAGCCUGAAAACAUCAUGAUUGGGCAAGAUGGAAAAGUGAAGAUCGUAGACUUUGGUAUGGUCACACUUGACAACGAUCCUGAGAACCUGAGGGGGAGAUCGAUGUACAAAGGAACCCCUUCAUACAUGGCUCCUGAGCAGAAAAGGCAAAAGCCUUGUGGCCGAAAAGUUGAUAUCUUUUCUUUGGGGUUGAUAUACUUUGAACUCCUCUGGAAAAUGUCCACCCGUUAUGAAAGGGCCAAGGGUUGGACCGACCUCAGAGAGCAGAAAUUUCCCAAGGAGUUUCAACACAAUUUCCACCAAGAG
Molecule: messenger RNA, 1061 nt
Organism: Notothenia coriiceps (black rockcod)
Lineage: Eukaryota; Metazoa; Chordata; Actinopteri; Perciformes; Nototheniidae
Product: interferon-induced, double-stranded RNA-activated protein kinase-like
Exons: 10
Biological process (GO): eiF2alpha phosphorylation in response to endoplasmic reticulum stress
Cellular component (GO): nucleus; cytoplasm
Molecular function (GO): ATP binding; eukaryotic translation initiation factor 2alpha kinase activity
Source: RefSeq, a predicted model, not a curated record